Messenger RNA from Trichomycterus rosablanca, 2470 nucleotides. It is a transcript of the gene tmed8, whose product is annotated as transmembrane p24 trafficking protein 8. The record is from RefSeq and is a predicted model, not a curated record. Lineage: Eukaryota; Metazoa; Chordata; Actinopteri; Siluriformes; Trichomycteridae. The transcript is spliced from 6 exons. The coding region runs from base 132 to 920 and encodes 262 amino acids. Gene Ontology annotation, cellular component: Golgi membrane.
AGCUCGAUUGGCUGGUAGAACCUCAGUUAUCCAGCAGUUAUACAGACAGCAUCGCUGCACGGCAUUAUACCGCAUUGAUUAACCUCAUCCUCACAUCCCGCUGCUGCUGGACACUUUUCUUUAUUGGCGACAUGGAGAAACUAGAGGCCACGUCGGAGCUUCAGUCCAGGUUAUCUUCCCUCUCUGUUUCCUCCUUCUCCGGUAUAGCGUCCAAAAACUGCGACUCCAACCCACUCGACAGACUUCAAAGCACAGAUCUUUCGCAGCCAGUAACAGAGCCUGACAACCAGCAGCAAAAGAAUGAUGACAGCAAUACAAAAAGAUUACAAGCAACCAAGGAUAAGCCCGUUGCAGGCGGAGAGCCACAGGAUAGCACCACUGAGAAAUCCUCCCACCCUGGGGAGAAAAAAGAAUUACCAGCUUUGCAACCAGCCACUACAUGGACCUCGGUGGAAAUAAAGGAGCUUAAGGCUAAGCUAAAAGAGGAGAAGGACAGUGUGGUCACUGUGUACCGUGGCGACAUCAUGACCAUCCAUGUACCCACCACUCCAGAGGCCAAGCGAGUGUGCUGGGAGUUUGCUACGGAUGGCUAUGACAUUGGGUUUGGUGUGUACUUCGACUGGUCUCCAGUCACUAGCCGAGCUAUUACAGUACACAUCAGUGAAUCCAGCGAUGAUGAGGAUGAAGAUGAGCUAGAAGCAGGACCAGUGAUUCCUGGAGAUGUGGAGAAAGGAUCUAAACCAACGGUCAACUCUAAUUUAGGGGAGAUCAUGCCUGUGUACCGUCAGGACAGUCACCUGGUUGUUCAAGGAGGUAGUCAUGAGUUCCCUGGAGAAGGCACGUACCUGAUUAAGUUUGACAACUCUUACUCUUUAUGGCGGAAUAAGACUCUGUACUACAGAGUGUACUAUAGUGCCUGAGAAACCAUGAGCACACUAGAAAAUGAUUGUUUCCAUAAUAUAUAUUUUUAAUCAAAAUAUGUAUAUUUUCACCAAUGUAUACAUAUAAUUAAUUUUAUUCAGAUGCAAUCACUGUAUCUUAUACAAUCAUGUCUUAGUCAAUAUGUAAGGUUUUUAAAGCUUUGUCUAUGUGCAGCUCUGUUAAGUGUAUUUUUCAAGUGUUCAAAGGACUUGUGAAGUGCUGAUAUGUUUUGCACUUGUCUCUAUAUAAAUAAAUCAUUAUAUUGGCUGUGGCCUCAGUAAUCAGGUAGAACAGAUGUUUCAGGAAAAGGUGCUUAUUCAGGAUAAAUAGUAGAUUAAGUUGUAUAAAGAUUAAGGAAGUGGAAUAAAAGAGCCGUUGUGUAUUUGCCAAAAACUGAAUCAGGUGAUAUGCACUAAAGUUUUUUCACAUAUUUAUAUUCAGGUUAUAAAUAAAACACUAUCAAAUUUGGACACCCUGGUCACUUCCCUGUUUUUAUCAUUUUAUAAAUAAAUCUGAAAAAAAGCUACCACAUUCUAUACAAGAAUUAAAAAUAACUACUGUUUAUUUGCAAAAGAAUACAUUUUUUAAUAUUUUAAUUUAAUCAAAUAAGCAGAAUUUAUGCACUUAAGCAUAUUUAGGUUUGUUCCCUGUAGAGGAUGUUAGUGUAUUUUUAUUUGGAAACCCAACAAAGUGUAGAAUUUAAGCAGGGGUGUUUAUUAUUAUUUCUCAACUCAUUUAUUUAAGCUUUUCCUUCAAUUUGUCACCCGACUUUAAAUGGUUGUUCUAUCCAAAUCUUGGUUGGGUUGCCUUAAAAUUAAGGUAUCCUUAAAACUGCAUGUUUUGAAUUAGUUUUGUAUUUCUGUUUACCUACUUCAGAUACGACAGCUAUUUACUCAGUUACCAAGGAUACAAUGCCAGCAACUGGCCACAGCCUGCCAUUUUAUGACUUAAGAGCAAACCAUUUCCUGUCACAAACAGCAAAGUUGAAAUUUAACUGUUUCAAUAUUUACAAGGUCUUUCAUUUCACAUUAUGUUGGGGUGAGGGGGGAGAUUUUUUUUACUCAGCACUUUCUAAAAGGUCAGCUCUUUCUAGAAGUUAUCAUGUCAUUACAUUUAUUUAGACUUUUUUUUACUGUCUGUGUAUUCUGCUUUUCAUCUUUGUUAAUUGUACAACGUAUACACAAAGAUUAUGAAAAUGUUGUUGUGCUGUCAUUUCUUUAAUGUAUUUGUACUGUAGUUUUUUUUAAUACCAAAUCACACUGUGUGGACGAGAUACUUCUGUAAAACAGGCAGUGUGAAUUAGCUUGAGAGAUAAGCUCUGCUCACACACCUGCACCCACCACAUUCCACAUCACAUUAAAAUGUUUCUACCUAAUUAUUUGCAUGUCUGCAAAGAGAUCCCUUGAUUGUGCUGCUCAAACACCCAAAACUGCCAAUGUGCUUUAUAUGUGUGCCAUGUUAUAGUCUGUAAUUUAUAAAUAUGAUCACUUAUGUUCUGCUUUGUUUAUUUUUGUUGCUUUUUGUCCAAUAAAUAUUGGUAAACAAUAUA